GGUGCUUUUGUCAUCCCUGUGGGCGAAUCAAUCACCACGUUUUUCCAGCCCAAGGAUGGCAACUUUGUCACGCCUCCAUUCAUGACGUUUCACAAACACGGCGCUGCGGGGCUUGGCACCCUGGUCGAGCCUGAGAAGUUCCUGUUCAAUGAUGUAGACGCUUCUACGGCGCAGAAAUAUACGCCAGGUCUAACUGCGUCGCCCAUCCUGGCUACCAAGCUGUCAAAUGACGCCUACUCGGCCCUCCCAUGUGCAUACCUUGUCCUCGAGGGCGACAUGACCCUGCCGAAAGAGUACCAAGAAGGAAUGGCCGCGCUCCAGGGUUCCAAAACGGGAGAGUUCACCAUCUACAGAUGCCCCGCCGGGCACUCUGCUCAUCUAAGCUGGACUGAAGGAGUUGUUGACACCGCUGUUGAAUUUGUGCAGAAGAUCCGGGCUUAGUCUAGCAUUUUGACCGCAGAAACUGUAGAUACUACUUUACGCACAUAAAAGUGAGAACUGAACUUCUGUCUUGGUGAUGUGUUUUCAUCACUUA
This is a messenger RNA of Diaporthe batatas, 535 nucleotides long. RefSeq lists its product as uncharacterized. Lineage: Eukaryota; Fungi; Ascomycota; Sordariomycetes; Diaporthales; Diaporthaceae. The record is from RefSeq and is a predicted model, not a curated record. The transcript is spliced from 2 exons. Bases 82 to 441 code for a protein of 119 amino acids.